Funneliformis geosporum is the source of this 227-nucleotide messenger RNA. The record is from the annotation of a GenBank genome assembly. Lineage: Eukaryota; Fungi; Glomeromycota; Glomeromycetes; Glomerales; Glomeraceae.
AUAAAAUGUGUGAAAUUUUAAAAGAUGAUCUAUCAGUAAAUUCAUAUGCUAUUAUUGAUACAAUUGGUAUUAAUAAAAAAAGAGAGUAUGAUGAUUUACUUGAUACAAAUAAUAGUAUUAAAACAGUUAAAAAGAAAAAGAUUAAUAAUGAUAAGACUGGUAUAAAUGAAAUUAUUAAACAAAAAAUUGAAAAAGAAAGAGAAUGGCAUAAAGAAGAAAAAGAAUAG